Solea senegalensis (Senegalese sole) is the source of this 3689-nucleotide messenger RNA. It is a transcript of the gene foxm1, whose product is annotated as forkhead box M1. Gene Ontology annotation, molecular function: sequence-specific DNA binding; DNA-binding transcription factor activity. The record is from RefSeq and is a predicted model, not a curated record. Gene Ontology annotation, biological process: regulation of DNA-templated transcription; G2/M transition of mitotic cell cycle. The transcript is spliced from 10 exons. NCBI's taxonomy places the organism in Eukaryota, Metazoa, Chordata, Actinopteri, Pleuronectiformes, Soleidae. The coding region runs from base 533 to 2536 and encodes 667 amino acids.
AUCGUCGUCUGCCAUUGGCCAGCCGCAUGACUCUGCCUAAACUGCUAUUGGUGCAAUUCUGCACCGCGUGAUCAAAUCGACGGGGGCCGUGCCCACAGCGCCAAAAUUCAAAAACGUUUCUGAAUCGGACCGAUGGCGUAAAAUAACAUUACUGAAUCAAAGGUUAUUGAACAUAUCAUGGAUGAUUCGAUUAUACACUGCCACCGCGAACCGUGGCAGCAAUCGAGCGCAGUUGCCCCAAAUGUCGCAGUGAUAUGAAGACACCUGACGCCCGUUGUUCCAGAAGGCAUCAUCAACGUCUAACUGACCAUUCCAGAGCAGAAAAGGAAGUUGGCGGAGGUUGAUUAGUUUAACUCCGUAUCGAGUCUCUGCACUGCAGGGAACUGUUGAACCAAAAUCAAUCAAUUUCUUGUCGAUAGAACUCGGACCCAGAGCUUAAUCCAGUUUAGUUUGACAAAGUAGCGAAUCAUUUGUCAUCGACAGCGUUCAUCUACGAGUGAAGAUAAAGGGGCUUUUCAUUGAUUUGCUGACCAUGAGGCGGAGCCCGAGGAGACCCCUGAUUCUCAAGAGAAGGAAGUUGCCUUUUCAGCAGAAUGAUGAUUCCACGGCAGCUGGUUCUGCGUCCAGCUCCAAGGAGCCGCCAGCGUCGGCAGCGGGUCAGUCCUUCCCCGACAGGAUCCGCAUCAUGAAUCACCCGUCCAUGUCCGACACUCAGGUGGUCGUCAUUCCCAAAGCGGUGGAUCUUCAGGCCAUCAUCGGUGUCCUCACUGCCAAGGGCAAAGAGAGCGGCACCCAGGGGCCCAAUAAAUUCAUCCUUCUGAGUGAGAACAGCGACUGCAGCGGUGGAUCUGUCCGUCAGGUGGCUCCUGAGGUUGACGGCGUCACUAAAAAGAGUACAGAUGGACAACCAGACAAAGCAGAGACCUUCCCCGAUGCUACGCCUCUCACUGGCUCUAAACCAUGUAUGGAAAUAAAAAAGAAAACUGAAUGUGGUCCUUUAGACGACAGCCUCACCAACAUUCAGUGGCUCGGCAGAAUGAGCACGACUCCUUUGAAAGGAGAUGGAGACGAGAAAGAGAACAGCGACCCGAAAAUGGAGGUUUCUCAGGCACACGACGGUCAAACAGACACUGAAGCCGCUCAGCAGCCGACGUCAGAGAGGCCACCGUACUCCUACAUGGCCAUGAUCCAGUUUGCCAUCAACAGCCGAGAGAACAAAAAGAUGACGCUGAAAGAGAUUUACACGUGGAUCGAGGAUCACUUCCCUUACUUUAAAGAGGUGGCCAAGCCGGGAUGGAAGAAUUCCAUCCGUCAUAACUUGUCCCUGCACGACAUGUUCAUCCGCGAGACCACGGCAGACAACAAAGUGUCUUUCUGGACGAUCCGGCCUGAGGUGAACAGAUGCCUCACUCUCGACCAGGUGUACAAGCCUGGUUGUGACCCAGUGACUGCUCCUGUUCCGCUGCAAAUGCUUUUAUAUUCACACCAACAACAGAAGAGGACGCUCCCUGACACGAGGAGGACGCCGGGUGAGAGAAGGAUCAAACCUCUUCUCCCUCGAACCGAGUCCUACCUGGUUCCGAUCCAGCUGCCCAUCGCGUCCCCCGUCUACCUGCCGCCGUCGUCGGCGCAGUUUCCUCCGUGCGUCUCGCAGCAGAAACGAAACCUCUCACGGGCGACAAAGAGAGUGAGGAUCGCACCAAAGGUGACAAAAAGUGAGGCCCCAGCCGUGACAGUGAAGGCGGAGAUAAAGGAGGAGCCCGUGUGUGUGCUGGUCACACGUGUGUCUCCGCGGAGACAGAGCAGCAGCAGCAGCAGCAGCUCGCGGCGUAAACAGCGUCUGGUUCACUCUCUGCACGAGGAGCCCGUCCUCAUCUGUCCUGACAACACUCUCUUUGACUCCGGCGUGGCCUCCGACGCCUCCACGUUCCACGACACGCGGGACGACGAGCACGAGCAGCACGAGCAGCACGAGCAGCACGAGCAGCACGAGCAGCACGAGCAGCACAGCCCCGACCGCGAGUUCUCCUUCAAGACCCCGAUCAAGAGCAGCAGUCAGCUGACCUCCUCCACCCCGAGCAAGCCGCCCUCUCACGUCUUACCCGAGCCGUGGAAAGUGACGCCUGUGGGCAAAGGCAGCCAAAACCUUCUGGAUUUCAGCCCCAUCCGCACGCCGGGCGGUCCCGCCGUGACCCCGCGGCACGAGUACAACACGUUCAGCUUCAACAGCACGCCCUUCAAAGACUGGGCUCUGUUCAACUCCCCCAGAGAGCCGCACGCGUCCUCCAGAGCGUCGGCGGAGUCGUCCGGCGAGGGCCCACAGAGCGGCUGCUCCAGGUCGCUCCUCCAGGCCGGGGGAGCCACGCCCACAGGAGCCCCGCCCGCUAACCGCUCCCUCACUGAGGGCCUGGUCCUGGACACGAUGAACGACAGCCUCAGCAAGAUUCUCGUGGACAUUAGCUUCUCCGGCCUGGACGACGAAGAGCUCGGUUUGGCAAACAUCAGCUGGUCCGAGUUCAUCCCACAGGGUAUGUAGUCACAGGUCCACGAGUCACAUGAUUGUUUUUAACACUACGAGCAGCAGAGCAGGUGCAAAUGUACGUGAAAAUGAGCAAAAAGUAGAGAAACCGGUGUUUAAACAAAUAAUCUCAGCGUUUCUAGUUUUAGCCGAUGGGCUAAUUCCUCAUAGCACACUUCCAAAACACGGCUCGAGUUUGUUGGCUUUGGAAAACUAAUAAUAAAAAUGUUUUUGUGUAAAAAGUUUUAAAACAGAAUGCAAUAAUUUUUCCACUGAAGAAUAUUUUUCUAUUCCGUCGUCUUUCGGUCACUUCACUGAUUCUUGAGUUUGAAACAGACCAUAAAUCACUUCAAACAUGACAUGACAACGUUCCUGUCGAGUAAGAGCAGCAAAUGUCUGUCGUGCAUUUUCAAACAACACUUUAUGAAUCGGCCACAGAUCACCUCAUGACCAGCUCGUCCCUGAUGUAGAAUUGCAGCUUUAAUGAACCUUGUGUUAAUGAACCUUUUUAAACACGCUUGGAUUUAAAGCUGCUCUCAGACGCGGCUGCUCUGUCCUCACCGUCGUCCCGACUGUCCGUCUGUCUCUAAACGACUCGUCUCCAGUUUUGAAGGAAUCUCCAGAGAAUAGAAAUCCGUCUAAAUGUAUAUGUAAUGUUGAUUUUGCACAUUUUAAUAUAUAAUUUGUUGUUUUUAGCUUCAUGUAAAUGAUGAGAUAUGAAUGUUUUUUCCUGAUUGUCCAGUGAGACGCGUCUGUGCCACGUGGUUCGGUCCAUUUGUCCUGGGAUCAGCUUUUAGAUUGUCAUGUAGGAGGUUUUAGCAAUAAUUAUUCUAAUAAUAAUAAUAAACAAAAAGAAAUAGCAUAGUAACCCAAAAAGCACACAAACGAAACAGCAAUAGGAUUGUUUUUUUGUCGUACUACUUCCUCAUUAUCAACGUCAGGGCACUUUGAGGGAAUGUUUUUCAUCAAAAAUGCAAACGUGUGCAUACGGGAGAUUGUUUUUGUCCACGUAUCGCCAUCGUUUGGAGAAUAGAAUGGGAAAAUGUAAAAAUUAGCGUUCGUGUGUUUGCGUAGGUGAGGGUUUUUAACGUUGCUGUUGUCUCUGCUUGUGUUUGUAUGACUGUACAAUAAAACUGUGUUGGUGCCUCACGACACAACCAAGUGCUUUUUA